AUGGGUGUACCAUCUGGUGGGGAUGAUCGAAGAACCAGAACAAGAAAGACAACAGGCCAAGUAUUGUGGUUUAGUGCAACGCGUGGCUAUGGCUUCAUAAGGAGAACAGACACUAAGAGAACCAUAUACGUUCACUAUACAGGCAUUCAGAAAACUCAUCGGAACAAGUACUUCCGAAGCCUAGGAAGCGGGGAAUGGGUCGAAUUUGAAGUGACCAAUGGAAAAAGGGGCGUAAAGGCCAUCAACGUCACAGGUCCUGAUGGUGUUCCAGUGCAAGGCAACAGACAUGCCACAGAGAGUUACCAGUAUUGGCGCUAUCCACGUUAUAGAAAGCCUACACUCUACUAUCAGCCUGAUUACUGGUGCAGCAGAAGCAGAGAGGAACUAAAAGACGGUGAUAGUGAGACCGGUAGGCCUAACACAGAUACUCCGCAAUCUGACCAGAUGCCCCGACCACCAGAACCUGAAGUCCCAAAACAAAGAGAACUGCUGGAAACAAGUGAGAGACCAGUUGUGAAGGGUCAGAGUGAGACAGUGCAACAGUGCCUUCAAAAAGUGAUUAAGCCUCAGUUUCCUCCUCAACCAAAGCGGGAGUACAUCCCAAGAAGCAAAGACGUGGGUUACCGUGCAGCGAAUCUCGAGCACACAGAUGCCAGUGUGACCGACCAGAAAAGGGGCACUGAAGCAGUGGGCCACAAGGCAGUGACAAAGAUAGUGGAGCCCUUGAAAUCCAAAAGCCUAGAACUAGCUAUACCACCAUCUGAACCAAAGACCACGAUAGAGAUCCCAAAGGCAGCUGAGAAGUCCGAGAUCUGUUCCACUGAAGUGAAGCCUGUAACCAACAGUGAGUACACAACUAUAACGGGAGAAGAAUUCGCCUUCAGGAUACAGCAGGCUAUACAAAGAUCAAUGAGACGUGACAAAGGUGUCCCACGUGCUCCUUGCAGAUUGCACGCCAUGAUAUAA
Pseudophryne corroboree (corroboree frog) is the source of this 966-nucleotide messenger RNA. Its product is annotated as Y-box-binding protein 1-like. The coding region runs from base 1 to 966 and encodes 321 amino acids. NCBI's taxonomy places the organism in Eukaryota, Metazoa, Chordata, Amphibia, Anura, Myobatrachidae. Gene Ontology annotation, biological process: regulation of gene expression. Gene Ontology annotation, cellular component: nucleus. The transcript has a single exon. The record is from RefSeq and is a predicted model, not a curated record. Gene Ontology annotation, molecular function: nucleic acid binding.